Messenger RNA from Epinephelus lanceolatus (giant grouper), 912 nucleotides. RefSeq lists its product as uncharacterized. The record is from RefSeq and is a predicted model, not a curated record. Lineage: Eukaryota; Metazoa; Chordata; Actinopteri; Perciformes; Serranidae. Gene Ontology annotation, biological process: immune response-regulating signaling pathway; B cell activation.
GUUUAUUUUGGGGACAUGAAGCAUCUUCAAAGACCUGCUGACCGAGCAGCUUGCCUGAGAGGAGCUGUUGUGGGUAUGAUAGGAAACUCCAGCGUUCUGGCUGCAGUCCUGACAGCUGCGUCGGUGUUGUCACUGAGUCUGAUGUCCGUCCUCUGCCUGAGAUGUAAAAAGAAAUCCAAGGUCAUACAUGAGGAGAACCAAAUAUACGACCCACAGACCUUCCAGCGUGGGGGAAGCAUGUUUGCUGUGACUCGUUCAAAAACAGUCACCAGAGCCAAUCAGAUCACCCCAACUACGGUUGAAUCUCGAGAGGAACCUGACAACUUUUCAACGGCUGCAGACGAUGACUAUCAGAAUAUCUCAGAAGCUCAAACAGGAAGUCCAGAACAUACAUAUGUAGAUCCACUCCCGCUCUCAGUGUAUGAAAAUGAAAAUGCACAGACUCAAAAAGGAGUAACAGAAGCUGAUCAGAAUCCAGGUGUCUAUGCAAAUAUCAUCCAAUCAUUGCUGUUAAAAGAUGAUGACGACGACUACGAGAACUCUGCCUUCCUGGACCAAGUUGUGCAGCAGCAAGAAGACAGUGAGCCAGAUUAUGUGAAUGAAAACGAAUGACUGCACCUGAAGUUGACGCCAUGGACAGCGCCACAAAUCAUCGGCCUGCACCCUGAACUUUCUGUUACGUUGUUGUUGCUUUUUUAAUUCCUGCUCUGUGUGAUGUGCUUCUGAUGUGGACGGCUGUGUGAAAAAAAGGAUCAUGGACCCUGAUUGUGUGUGAAAGAACUGACGCUGCCAUCUAGUGGUGAAAAAUCCACAUACAGUCAAUACAUAGAAGAGACACUUGUUUCUUCAUGGCAUUUUUGAAUAUUUGCUUUUGGGGUAAAAAUAAAUAAACUCUUAAGAACUUGUUAUGAA